AAUGGGUUGUCAGGGAGUGGCGAGACAACAUCUCCAUACUAAUUGCUCCAGCCAAGUUGUCAUUUGACAGACACAGUGCCCCUCUUACCACCAUACCCCUUGAACAUUUAGAGAGGCCAAACAAACACAACCAACUGGAUAGAACUGGUCUGCCGACCGCAAAUGCAGUGGAAGAGCAGGAUAAAGACUAAAAGAAUAGUAGGAAGCCAAGAGGACCCAAAGACAAGACUGCUGCCAGUUAUCCGUGGUGUGUGUGUGUGUGUGUGUGUGAGCGGCUACCCUACCUGAAGUCCCUGGGUGUGGGGGCUCUGAUUCUGGAGGGGCUGUUUCACCGGGACGUGUCCCUGCCGGACAUCAGAGAUCGAUGAGCGAGUGGGUACAGUGCCUCAGAUCCAACAACUGCUCAUGGAGCGCCACAAAGCAAGCAUCAAAGUAGUGUUUUACUUCUGUAAGCUGGACCUGUUCGGACCCCAAGACUCAGUAGGCAACGACUCUGCUGUGCCCUCUGACCUCUCUGGCUCAAUACAGUAUGCACUCCGAUUUUGGUUGGAACAGGGUGUGGCAGGAUUUGGGAUCUGUGACAGACGCUGCAUAUUCAGAAAAGACUCUGACUGAGUGGAGAGUUCUGGUCAAGGAGUUCAGCACAGCAAAUUGGUUGAAGUUGCACAGAAUACUCCUGGUUCUGAUGACACUACCUGGAUCAGCUGUUGUCAAGUACGGAGAAGAAAUAGCCCAUUCACCGAAUGUGUCUGCAGAUAUGAGCUGGGAAUGUGAGGCAGACAAGACCAAUGGACUGAACGACUCUGUUGGGGAACAGAGGAUGCUCAAAUGCUCUGCCUUGGCUCUGGUCAGCUCCCUCAGUCGCUCUCGCCUCAGAGAAGAAUCUCUCCUUUAUGGGAGCAACACCUUCCUCCCCUUCAACACCACCUCCCUCCCCCACUACUCCUCCAACUCCACCUUGGCCCCCCCGUCGGCCCUUGUGCUAGCGUUCCUGCUCUCCUGGGGCUGUGUCCACUUCCUGGUGCUGCUCAACCUGGGGCCCGAGGCCCAAGCCCUGGACCCAGCCUGGGCUCCCAGCCUUCCCACUGCUGGGGUGUUUGUGACCAGCACAGGGAUGGACCACCUGGGCGCCACCUCCCUGGAAACACUGAGGCUCCAGCCAGAGGAGGCCAUAGUCAUCAAACUGUUUGAGUCUGGCAGCUACUCCUCCUAGGGCCUAUGGUCUGGGGCAUUGGACAGAGUGAGAGAGGCUAGGACUGGAUGCAGGGGAGGAUAACUAGGCAGAAAUGGGAACUAUUUAGCCAUCGAUUAUGUUGUGUACAAAUGGAAAUGUGUGCCAGGGCGGAGUCAAUAAAUUUGUUUUUUAAAAGGCUGCAUCAAAAUGUUAUUGAAAGGUCUUAAAAUAAUACAUUGUAUAGUAUCAUUUGUUCUGAAUAAAUUGUUAACUUCA
Messenger RNA from Coregonus clupeaformis (lake whitefish), 1450 nucleotides. RefSeq names its product 4F2 cell-surface antigen heavy chain-like. Gene Ontology annotation, biological process: amino acid transport. The transcript has 8 exons. The record is from RefSeq and is a predicted model, not a curated record. The coding region runs from base 530 to 1213 and encodes 227 amino acids. NCBI's taxonomy places the organism in Eukaryota, Metazoa, Chordata, Actinopteri, Salmoniformes, Salmonidae.